AUGAUGACAAUGUGGCGGAGCACUUACGGCAGUAGCAGCAGCAGCUUUGGGAACGACGUCGUCGACGACGAAGAAGAGGGCGUGCGAACAGCGUUUCUUGUCGACAGUAUCGUGUAUGCGCUUGUCGGAUGCAUCGCAGCGGCUCAGCUCGUACGAAAUUGCGGUCGGUAUCGUCCUUGGACUGUUCAGAAGAUGAUUCAUCUGCUCAUGUUCUUCGCCACGCUUGAUCGUUCGCUUUUCCUGCUGUUGGUGGGACUCGAUUGGUGCGACGUUUUGUCGGGAGAAGUCAAUGUCCAUGCGUGCUCUCCAGUCAAGCGCGACCUGUUCUACGUUAUGGACCAAGUGCCGAUUCUGGCAUUUUUUGCGAUCUAUGCUCUAUUGGUACAGUUCUGGGCAGAGGUGUACUACAAUGCAGUGGACAAGCUGUCGACGUUGACAGACGUUGUGAAGCCUGCUAUCCGAUGGUGCAUUGUGGUUGUACUGCUUAUUCAAGGAUUGUUUUGGGCAUUCUAUGCGUCGGUGUGGCGAAACGAACGUGCGUUUUUCACACGAACACAAGCAUUGCUGAACAUGGAGCUCUUCCUGAUCAUCGCCACUGGCUUUAUCUACUUUGGAAGAAAAGCAUACACUGAACUACGAUCUGUGCCGGUGGAAAUGAGGAUUCGAUCAAGGAAACUGAGGGAACUGGUGAACAUAACGUCGAUUGGCACAUCCUGUUUCAUGACGCGUUGCGCACUACAGGUUGUUUUGUCUACGGAGAAACGUCAGCUACAUGACCGUAGCACUUGGUUUGUAGUGGUAGUGUACUAUGCCGUCUUGGAAAUCGUGCCAGCGCUGUCGGUGCUGUACUUCAAUCGUCGACUGCCCACUCGCCGAGCUUCCAGCAGUCUGUCCGCAACGUCAAAACCGAUUCGAGGCUGUGGCAUCUUUUUUGGCACGGGUAGGGGUGAUUGUGACGGAAACGACCCGUUGGAACAGAGUUUGCUGCGCGGCUAA
Hyaloperonospora brassicae is the source of this 996-nucleotide messenger RNA. Lineage: Eukaryota; Oomycota; Peronosporomycetes; Peronosporales; Peronosporaceae. The record is from the annotation of a GenBank genome assembly.